GUGGUACAACCCACAGCGCAACGCACCACCCUCCCUCUCCCUCCCCUGCUUCGCUCGCUCUCCUCUCCUUGCCCUGUUUCUUGGAGAAGCGAGCUGCUGAGCGCCUCUGCUCAGGCCAGCCCUCCCUCACACGCACCCUGUUUUUUCCGUAGCAACGAACGCUGGUUAGCUAGCUAGCUGCGCGGCCAUGGUGGUUCUCGCUGGCCCGCCCGCGGUCGAUCACCACAUCCCGCUGCUGAGGUCGCCGGACCCCAGCGACGUCUUAUCCGGCGUGCCGGUCGUUGACCUCGGCAGCCCCGGCGCGGCGAGGGCCGUGGUGGACGCUUGCGAGCGGUACGGGUUCUUCAAGGUCGUCAACCACGGUGUGGCCACGGACACGAUGGACAAGGCUGAGUCGGAGGCCGUCAGGUUCUUCUCCCAGCCGCAGGCCGACAAGGACCGGUCCGGCCCGGCGUACCCGUUCGGGUACGGCAGCAAGCGGAUCGGGUUCAAUGGCGACAUGGGGUGGCUCGAGUACCUCCUCCUCGCCGUCGACAACGCGUCGCUCGCCGACGCCUGCACCGUCCCCUCAUGCGCGGUCUUCAGGACCGCUCUGAACGACUACAUCUCGGCGGUGCAGAAGCUGGCGGUGCGGGUGAUGGAGGCGAUGGCGGAAGGGCUGGGCAUUGCGCCGGCCGACGCGCUGAGCUCGCUGGUGACGGCGGAAGGGAGCGACCAGGUGUUCCGCGUGAACCACUACCCACCGUGCCGCGCGUUGCAGGGGCUCGGCUGCAGCGUCACCGGCUUCGGCGAGCACACCGACCCGCAACUCGUCUCCGUGCUCCGCUCCAACGGCACGUCCGGCCUGCAGGUCGCGCUCCGCGACGGACAGUGGGUGUCCGUGCCCUCGGACCGCGACGCCUUCUUCGUCAACGUCGGCGACUCGUUGCAGGUUCUGACCAAUGGGAGGUUCAGGAGCGUGAAGCACAGGGUGGUGGCCAACAGUCUAAAGUCUAGGGUUUCCUUCAUCUACUUUGCAGGGCCACCGUUAGCACAGAGGAUUGCACCAUUGCCGCAGCUGCUGGGGGAGGGAGAGCAGAGCCUGUACAAGGAGUUCACAUGGGGUGAGUACAAGAAGGCUGCCUACAAAUCAAGGCUUGGAGACAACAGGCUGGCCCAAUUUGAGAAGAAGCAGCUAGCUUAAUUAGAUGCCUGUCAAACAGAACUGGCCGGUCAAGCAACAACAACUUAACACAGCUAGCUAGCAUAGCUAUGUCACGCACACGGUACACCAUGACCACGAGGAGACGAAGCUACUUGAGAGAGAGCAAAAUGAAAAGGAAAAAAAAAAAACAGGAAGAAGAUAACUUCAAGAUGCAUAUGUACAGCCGGGUGGAUGGAUAGCUAGAUUUUUUUUCUCAUGUGGUUUUGGCGCGCGCAGGGUUGCCACUGCUUGCUAAUAUAUCACCUUGUGUGGCGAGGUGGGCUCCUUUCCUAUUUCGGAAUGCUGUUCGAUGGAUGGACAGACUCCAAUAGUUAAUGUUAACCAAAUAUAGCACAUCCAAGGGGCUCUCUUUUCUUCCUUUGGUUUUUUUUUUCUUGCCUUUGGUUUUCCUUGUCUUGCUUUAUGAGCAUUGUGUGCGCGUGUAAUUUGAUAUACGUAACGUACGUAGCUGGAGUAUGUAUGUACGUGGCUUGUGUUAACAUGCAUAUGUUUUAGCC
Oryza brachyantha (malo sina) is the source of this 1701-nucleotide messenger RNA. RefSeq names its product gibberellin 2-beta-dioxygenase 3. Bases 188 to 1183 code for a protein of 331 amino acids. The transcript has 3 exons. NCBI's taxonomy places the organism in Eukaryota, Viridiplantae, Streptophyta, Magnoliopsida, Poales, Poaceae. The record is from RefSeq and is a predicted model, not a curated record. Gene Ontology annotation, biological process: gibberellin catabolic process; response to light stimulus.